This is a messenger RNA of Prunus armeniaca (apricot), 672 nucleotides long. The record is from the annotation of a GenBank genome assembly. NCBI's taxonomy places the organism in Eukaryota, Viridiplantae, Streptophyta, Magnoliopsida, Rosales, Rosaceae.
AUGGUCAGACUCUUCAGUGACGUACUUCCAGCCAUCCCAGUCACAUUGAGCGAUGAGCAUGCAUCACAGAUCGAGCUUACCCCUCAGCCAACAUCAGAUGUGUUCACACCUAUUUUGACAGAUCAUCAACAUGAGGUUGGAGAGCCUAUUAUGCCUGAUCCCUCUUCCGUUCGAGUAUGCAUAGCUAGGGCUUUGGUUGAGAAUGGUGGCAAGGGACCACCAUCGGCAAACCAAGAUUACCUUAUUCAGUCACUUUUGGACCAUGCCCCUUGUGACAUCUUUCCAUAUCUCGAUCAAUGGGAUGCUUCGACCACUACUGCGGAAGCUUCUACUCGUCAUGCCACUUCCUCAACCAUGGCCAGGGUGCUUCUAGAUCCUGUAGCUGAGGCCAUACUUUGGUCCUAUACAGAUCGAGAUUGCAUAUCAUUGGCUGACCAAGAUGAGACAGACAGGGUUAAGGCCGUUAUUGAGGCAUUGAUCAGGCAACUUCAGGAAAGGAGGGCUGUCAUUCUCGCCAAGGUCUCUGAGGAUAUUUGGAGAUAUAGGCUUCUUGAGGCUCAGCUUUGCCAAGACUCAGUUGCACUGAAGUCAUUUAAGGUGCAGAAGCUACCCAUCAUAUUUGCCCUAUCCGUUGGAGAGAAGCCUGUUUUAGGAUGUUUAGAUCUGUAUUAG